AAGUGAUAACUGACUCUCACCAUCACCCCCUUCAGGAGGCAAAGGAUGAAGAUUUACCCGUAUUCCUAACGUACGACUGGUCUUGCUACCUGUAGAGCGAGUGAGGUACCCUCCGCGUCGGAAGCAUAUAAGCUUAAGGGAAGAGAGCGGCGGAAGGAGUUCCUGAAUCGAAUACAGUGGAAUGUAUCCUUGCAAUUAGGUCGGAAAUGAUUAAAUUGGGGCUUCCAAACUACACCGGGAGAAACAGAAUCAUAGUUCGGAAUGCAAACGAAUGCCAAGAAUGGUCUGUGACUCAAAUGACCAGUCAAAGACAAACAAAUACUCGUGGCUAGACUCAUGGCUGCAGCAAACAUUGACUCAUCGAGGUUAAGGGGGCCGGAAGACUGGCCUUUCCACCUCCAUAAGACUGUAACUUGAAAACGUCCAUUUGCCACAUCAGAAAGCGCAAUAUGAGGUCAGCAUCUGGGCUGAGGGCAAUUGCUACAUUCAGGAGGUGGUGGCAGUAUAAGGAGGAGGAAUGAAGAAGACCAACAUGUGUCAUCCAGAUUCCAGUUCAGGACCUAGGUAUACAAAUACCAAGGCGACUCCAUUCCUGCCUUCAAAAUGGCAAAUUACUCACGUAAUCGAGAGAGAGGGUGGUGUGUAAAGGACACAUAACUACUGACUUUCAUAGCAACGUGAUAAUGCUAGAUUAUGUGACCCUUUUCAACCCUGUAUCCCUAGAACAAAGGACUGUGCCUCGCAAAUAUGUGCUCAGUAAAUACUUGCUGAAUGGAUAAAACGGAGUUGUAUAGGCACAGAGAGGGCAACUGUGACGUAAUGGAGUUGUAAAAAGCGUCAGAGGAGGUACUAUUUGAGCUGUUUUGAAGGAUGAAUUUAAUCCCCAGGUGAAAGAGGAAUAAAAACAUCUCUGAAUUUACCUCUCUUCCGAGAAAUAUGUACUCGUUCUUUUUUUAUCCUGGAUCCAGAGGAGCAAAGCCUACCCUGCUUAGAGGGGGUUUAUCACCACAAUCAAGCAUCAAAUGGGCCUGAGGGCAACUGUGAAAAGUUCACUUGAAAUGUGCAAACUCACCUCCACUGUAAAAAUCUGCCUCUGAAUAAGUUAUAUGGAAACUAUGCAUCUUUUCAAAACUUUCAUGAGCCAGUUUUCUCCUGGAGCAAUUUUCCUCUUUUGUUCUUCAAGAUGGCCAUAACAGACGUUACAGCGUGGGCUGUAAGCGGGAGAAUAAAUAAGGUGUUCCAACCUUCUUCCGGAGCUAGCGACAGCGAUUCCGAUUUGAGCCCCGCCCCCUGGAGCCUGCGGGCGCUCGAUUGGUGGACGAUUCUCUCCAGGUGAGGGCCAACGCGAGAGUGGGCGGAGCCAGGCAAGGCACGUGAUUCUCCGGAGACUGGUGUGCCGGACCCCGGCCACCGUGUCGGCUCCUGGCUGUCGCGUUACCGGACAUCCCCUGAAGAGCUGCCAUGUCUGGGAAUUCUGCCCCUUCCUCAGAACAGAACAACAACAACUAUGAAACCAAAACAAAUCUACGAAUGUCAGAGAAGAAAUGUUCGUGGGCAUCCUACAUGACCAACUCCCCGACCCUCAUUGUUAUGAUUGGCUUACCAGCCCGGGGCAAAACCUACGUGUCCAAGAAACUCACACGCUACCUCAAUUGGAUUGGGGUGCCCACCAAAGUGUUUAAUCUUGGGGUGUAUCGGCGUCAAGCGGUCAAGUCCUAUAAAUCCUAUGACUUCUUCCGGCAUGACAACGAGGAGGCCAUGAAGAUACGCAAACAGUGUGCUCUGGUGGCGCUGGAGGAUGUGAAGGCGUAUCUCACGGAGGACAGUGGGCAGAUUGCGGUGUUUGAUGCUACCAAUACCACUCGAGAGAGGAGGGCCUUGAUUCUGAACUUUGCCGAGGAGAAUUCCUUCAAGGUGUUCUUUGUGGAAUCUGUCUGCGAUGAUCCCGAUGUCAUUGCUGCCAAUAUCCUGGAGGUAAAGGUGUCGAGCCCUGACUACCCUGAAAGGAACAGGGAGAAUGUGAUGGAGGACUUCCUAAAGAGAAUUGAGUGCUACAAAGUCACCUAUCAACCCCUUGACCCAGACAACUAUGACAAGGAUCUUUCUUUCAUCAAGGUGAUAAACGUGGGCCAGCGAUUUCUAGUGAACAAAGUCCAGGACUACAUCCAGAGCAAGAUCGUCUACUACCUCAUGAAUAUCCAUGUCCAUCCUCGCACCAUUUACCUUUGCCGGCACGGAGAGAGCGAGUUCAAUCUCUUGGGAAAGAUUGGGGGUGACUCAGGCCUCUCCGUGCGGGGAAAACAGUUUGCCCAGGCUCUAAGGAAGUUUCUGGAGGAACAGGAGAUAGCAGACCUCAAAGUGUGGACAAGUCAGUUGAAGAGGACUAUCCAGACCGCUGAAUCUCUGGGGGUGACCUAUGAGCAGUGGAAGAUUCUGAAUGAGAUUGAUGCUGGCGUGUGCGAGGAGAUGACUUAUGCAGAGAUUAAGGAGCGGUACCCAGACGAGUUUGCGCUUCGAGAUGAAGAGAAAUACCUGUAUCGAUAUCCUGGAGGGGAGUCGUACCAGGACCUGGUGCAGCGGCUGGAGCCUGUCAUCAUGGAGCUGGAGCGUCAGGGCAACGUCCUCGUCAUCUCCCACCAGGCUGUCAUGCGCUGCCUCCUGGCCUACUUCUUGGACAAGGGUGCAGAUGAGCUGCCGUACCUGAGGUGCCCUCUGCAUACCAUCUUCAAACUUACUCCCGUAGCCUACGGCUGCAAAGUGGAAACAAUUAAACUUAACGUGGAGGCUGUGAACACUCACCGUGACAAGCCAACUAACAACUUCCCCAAGAACCAAACCCCUGUAAGGAUGAGAAGGAACAGCUUUACGCCUCUGUCCAGUUCGAAUACAGUAAGGCGUCCAAGAAAUUACAGUGUUGGGAGCCGGCCCCUCGAGCCCCUCAGCCCUCUCCGUGCCCUGGACAUGCAAGAAGGGGCCGACCAGCCGAAGACCCAAGUCAGCAUUCCGGCGGAGACCUCGCUGGCUGUGCAUAGGCUCUCCUCUCCGGCCGCCCCCCCAUUGCUCUCCUGAUGAUGUGAAGGCUGAGGCCAGACCUCUGCGGGAGACUGGCCUACUGAAAAACUUGGCAUGUCAGCUCCAAAGGGGCUUGAACAGGAAGUUCAGUGGGGAUUGGACAUUCGGGGCCACCCAAAUGAGCCCUGAAAAAGCACCACGUUUCUUCCCCUCAUGCCUAAUGGGAAUAUCAGUUACACUGAAAAACUUGACUUCCCUGUGCCUCAAAACAUUUCACAGCCUGAACCAAUUUCGUUUUGAUCAUCUCUUUGCUAGGUUUGGGCCAAGUUGGUCAAUCCUGUUCCAUUUUGGCAUUUAACAUCUGACCUGUGACUGUAUCCCUAGCUGGCUUUCGUUGCCUAAUGUGCAAAUGUACCUCUUCAGAUUUAAUUGUUUCCAAGUGAGAGGGCUGAACUCCAGCAAACCAUUUCUGUGCUGUAAGAGCUAGUCUCUACAUCCACUACAAGUGAGCAGGCUAGGGUACAAUAUACAUAGGUUUGCGGUCACUUUUUUGUCACAUUGGAAACGAGACAAAUUCAUCAGGUGAAUGGAGGGUAUCUGAGAAAUUCAGUCCCUAAAACGUCUCUUCUGCGGUGACGGAAGAGCAGCAUUAGUAGCAAUCUUUUUGUUUAGAGAAGUUUUUCUUGUUUCAGGCCCCUUGAGGGCAGGAUCUGACUACAAGACUCCACAAAAUAUGUACCCUUCUUCUGAGUUCUCUUUUGUAGCUACUGUAUUUUCUACCUGAUACUGUGUGCCUCUCACAGCUGAAGAGGGCUGACAUCAUCCUCUCUCGUGGUUCGAAAUGAGGGCUGGAGAGAAAAGUAGGGUGCCAUUUGGAUCACAUGAAGAAGUAAAAGAAGUUUCCUUGGGAAUCAACUCUCCCAAGGACUUCUUUUGGUUUCAGAACAGGUGCAGGGAGACAUGCCCUUCUGUGGAGUCUGCUACCGUGAUACGGUCUCUAAGAAAGCUGUGGUUAUGACUUCAAGAGCAUCUGGUCUUCUAAUCCCUUCCUCUUAGCUAGUUGUCACUAUUGUGGUCUACUGGUCUCUUAUGUAGAACCUUGGGGGAAUGGGAUGGGGGGACACCAAGCCCUCAAUGCAUUAAUCAUGUGGUUUCCCUUAAAGAUAAACCAAGUAAUUAUUCCUUAGAUCAGUGAUUGUCAAAUGUAUAAAUAUGUCCCUGCAGAUGCAAUUUUAAUAUGUCACUGCUCCUGAAGGAAGGCAUGGAAGCUCCCAAGGAUACUAUAUCUUACAAGCAAAAUCUUUUUUUUAAAAAAAAAGAAUAGUAAGUUAUUAGCUUUUUAAAUUUUUUCCCCCUUUUCAUUCAGAUGCCCACUUGCUGGUCAAGAGGGUGAGUAGCAAGAAGAUGCAAUGCAAUUUUCCCGAAUGGUUCUUGUAUACUGUGGAUGAUACAGGACCCUGUUACCUAAGAUGUGAUGUGCUGGGCUGCUGGCAGUUCAGCAACCAACUAGGAGCUUAUUUUAAGUGCACAAAGCUGCCUUCAGAAAGUCUCCUGACCCUGCUCUGUAGCAGGUAAUUUUCAUCUAGCUGCUCAUAGCAUGUUGUACUGUAAUGAUUUUGUUCUUGUGAUGCAGGUUUCUUUCUGCAUCUAAAUACACUGUCUUUUGAUGAUCUGAUAAAUGUUUUUAUUUAGUUAUUUAUUCAUCCAUGUAAGGUUUUUUUUUUUUUUUUUGCGGUACGCGGGCCUCUUACUGCUGCGGCCUCUCCCGUUGCGGAGCACAGGCUCCGGACGCGCAGGCCCAGUGGCCAUGGCCCACGGGCCCAGCCGCUCCGCGGCAUGUGGGAUCCUCCCGGACCGGGGCAUGAACCCAUGUCCCCUGCAUUGGCAGGCAGACUCCCAACCACUGCGCCACCAGGGAAGCCCAUGUAAGGCAUUUUUAAGUCCCCAUAUUAAUAUCUGCAUGUAUUUAAUCAGAAUGUAAGGUAAUUUGUGUUUGGUAGAAAUUUAGGUAUUUUGAGUAUUUAAGUUUAAAGUCCAUAGUAUUACCUUAAAUUAAAAUUUCAGAAUGUAGGUAUCCGUCUUCUGUAAAAGGAUAAUAACUGUGUGAAGGCACAGUGGAUUUCUUUUGAAUACUUUUUUUUUUUCAUUGAUUUUUAUUAUAAGUAUAAACCAAGAGAUACAUUUCUCUGGAGAAAAGUUUACCUCCUGGAUAAAUAAGAUCAUGCUAAAAUUUGUGAAUAAUAUGUAUUGCUUUUGUAAUAAGAAAUGUAAUAAAAGUUAUUUUUAAU
Globicephala melas (long-finned pilot whale) is the source of this 5300-nucleotide messenger RNA. It is a transcript of the gene PFKFB2, whose product is annotated as 6-phosphofructo-2-kinase/fructose-2,6-biphosphatase 2. The record is from RefSeq and is a predicted model, not a curated record. NCBI's taxonomy places the organism in Eukaryota, Metazoa, Chordata, Mammalia, Artiodactyla, Delphinidae. Gene Ontology annotation, cellular component: cytosol. Gene Ontology annotation, biological process: fructose 2,6-bisphosphate metabolic process; fructose metabolic process. Gene Ontology annotation, molecular function: ATP binding; 6-phosphofructo-2-kinase activity; fructose-2,6-bisphosphate 2-phosphatase activity.